Molecule: messenger RNA, 1716 nt
Organism: Notolabrus celidotus (New Zealand spotty)
Lineage: Eukaryota; Metazoa; Chordata; Actinopteri; Labriformes; Labridae
Gene: mrm1
Product: mitochondrial rRNA methyltransferase 1 homolog (S. cerevisiae)
Exons: 1
Coding region: 213-1502 (429 amino acids)
Biological process (GO): rRNA methylation
Cellular component (GO): mitochondrion
Molecular function (GO): RNA binding; RNA methyltransferase activity
Source: RefSeq, a predicted model, not a curated record
AGCUGUGCGCAGCCGCAGAAUGCACGUGUGGAUUUCAUGUAGAGGGCAGGAACGCAGCAGUUUUGUAUGGUUACAGGUCGUGUUAAAGGUUAAAUAAGGGAUAUUAAUGUUAAAUGAAACUGUCGGGCUCAGUAUUUUAGGAUUAGUGGGCUUUUGUUUGUUUAAGUGAAGCUGUUAUUAGAACCUCUGGACUUGCUCUAACUUGUUUAAGUAUGUGGGUAUCCAGCUUUCAGCAUCCAAACAGGUUGCUUUUUGUUUGUAGCAAAAGUUUGCCCUCCAGGUUGGGCUCUCAGUUUGCAUGCUACCACGUGACAGCUUCUCUUUGGCACUCAAAGGACAGGAGCAGCUUCAAACCUGAGGGGAAGAGAGCACGCAGAGAGUCUGAUGGAGGGCAGGACCUUGAGAGGUCUGUCCAGAGCACAGCUGAGGGGAAGAGAGCACGCAGAGAGUCUGAUGGACGACAGGACCGUGAGAGGUCUGUCCAGAGCAAAGCUGAGGGGAAGAGAGCACGCAGAGAGUCUGAUGGACGGCAGGACCGUGAGAGGUCUGUCCAGAGCAAAGCGUGGAAAAAUGAGAUCCCAAUCCUGCAGAGGCCCGACCAGAGGAGGAGAGACGACCGCAGGGUGUCACCUGAGCUCAGGAAGUUGUGUCUGGAGGAUUUCCACCCAGACAGGGAGAGGCCGCUCAGACAGAAGACAGCUCUGGACUCCAAAUCAGAGGACUGUGAGGUUGUCUUUGGCAUCUCCCCCUGCCUCCUGGCUCUAACUCAGGGUAGAAGAAAAGCCAAGAAACUGUUUGUCAAAGACGGCGAGGCCUUUCAUAGGGAGUCUGUGAUAAAGGUGUGUGAGGAGGCUCAUAAGCGAGGAGUUCAAGUCCACAGGGUCAGCAGGAAAGAUCUUGACAAGAUGUCUGCAGGACGGGUUCAUCAGGGAGUUUGUCUGCAGGCCAGCCCUCUGAGCUACCUCACCGAAACAAGAGACUCUGCACCCAGAGGAAAACCCUCGACCCCUCCUCUGUGGCUGGUCCUAGAAAAAAUACAGGACCCUAUGAACCUGGGCGCCAUCCUCCGCUCUGCAUACUUCCUGGGCGUGGACAGAGUGGUCAGCAGUCUUCAUCACAGCUGUCCGCUGUCUCCAGUGGUCAGCAAGGCCAGCUCGGGCGUCAUGGAGGUGAUGGAGUUGUACGGGUGUGAUAACCUUGAGGAGACGCUGAGGUCAAAGGCCACACAGGGCUGGGAGGUGGUCGGCACAGUGGGAGCUGAAGCAGAGCAGUCUCAGGUCUCUGUCACAAAGUGUUCAGACUUUCAGAUGACCAGACCCACGUUGUUGUUGAUGGGGGGCGAGGGGGAAGGACUGUCCAAGGAGCUGCUGUCUCUGUGCCAAACCCUGCUCACCAUCCCGGCCGGGAGAGACCUGUUCCCAGGUGUGGAGUCUCUGAACGUCUCUGUAGCUGCAGGGAUCCUGCUGCACACUCUGCUGUUCUCCAGGAGCUCCAGCAGAUGAUACCCAGCACAAAAAUCUACUGUACUUGAACCAAACAUCCCUGGGACCCAAGAAAAUGUGACUAUCUUUGUGUUAAGAGUCAUGAUUGUUGUUGAAACAAUAAAUAUUUUGAUGCUGCCUUUUGAAUAUUCUUACACUGAUGAGAUUCUGUAUUCUUGCUAAUGUCAAACAAGUUCAAUGAAAAGCAAGGAAUAAAAUCAUAUUUAUGCUUAAA